CACAAGAGAAACAAAACAGAUCAAACCAAACCGUCCCGCACCGCAGCUACUGCAGCAACUCGUUGGCAGGCGAGAGCGCGAGACGAUGGAGGAGUACGUGGAGACGCUCAAGGCACGGAAGCAGGAGGAGAAGCUCAAGACCGUGAGCCUGGACGACUGGCUGCCCAUCACGUCGUCGCGCACGGCCAAGUGGUACUACUCGGCGUUCCACAACGUGACGGCCAUGGUCGGCGCCGGCGUGCUCGGCCUCCCCUUCGCCAUGUCGCAGCUGGGAUGGGGUCUGGGCACGGUGGCGAUCGUCAUGUCGUUCGUGAUCACGCUGUACACGCUGUGGCAGCUGGUGGAGAUGCACGAGAUGGUGCCCGGCAAGCGCUUCGACCGGUACCACGAGCUGGGGCAGCACGUGUUCGGCGAGCGCCUGGGGCUCUGGAUCAUCCUGCCGCUGCAGAUCAUCGUCAUGGUCGGCACCGACAUCGUGUACAUGGUCACGGGCGGGCAGUCGCUCAGGAAGUUCCACGACCUCGUCUGCCGCCAGGGCGGCUGCGGCGGCGACAUCCGGCUCACGUUCUGGAUCAUGAUCUUCGCCAGCCCACACUUCGUCCUGUCCCAGCUCCCCAACUUCAACUCCCUCUCCGCCGUCUCCGGCGCCGCCGCCGUCAUGUCGCUCGCCUACUCCAUGAUCGCCUUCUCCACGUCGGUGGCCAAGGGCGGCCGCGCCGCGGACUACGGCCUCCGGGCCACGACGGCGCCUGGGCAGGCCUUCGGCAUGCUGAGCGCGCUAGGCACCGUGUCGUUCGCGUACGCGGCGCACAACGUGGUGCUGGAGAUCCAGGCCACCAUCCCGUCCACCCCGGAGGCGCCGUCGAAGAAGCCCAUGUGGCGCGGCGUCGUGGCGGCCUACGCCGUCGUCGCGCUCUGCUACUUCUCCGUCGCCUUCGCCGGGUACUACGCCUUCGGCAGCUCCGUGGACCCCAACGUGCUCAUCACCCUGGACCGGCCGCGGUGGCUCAUCGCCGCCGCCAACCUCAUGGUCGUCGUCCACGUCAUCGGCGGAUACCAGGUCUUCGCCAUGCCCAUGUUCGACAUGAUCGAGACCGUGCUCGUGAAGAGGCACGGCUUCGCGCCGGGUUUCUGGCUCCGCUUCGUAUCCCGCUCCGCGUAUGUCGCCGCUACCAUGUUCGUCGGCUUGACCUUCCCCUUCUUCGACGGCCUGCUCGGAUUCUUCGGCGGCUUCGGGUUCGCGCCCACGACAUACUUCAUUCCUUGCAUAAUGUGGCUAGUGGUGCGGAAGCCCAAGAAGUACGGUCUGUCAUGGUUCAUUAACAUUAUCUGUAUCGUGAUCGGCGUGCUGCUGACGCUUAUCGCAUCCAUCGGAGGACUCCGACAAAUCAUCCUGGACGCCAAGAGUUACAAGCUGUACUCUUAAGCAUCCAAGAAGAGUUACAGGCCGGACAUGCAGUUUAUUUGGGCGUUGUUUAGACAACAGAACAAAUCCUUUCGUCGUAUACGUACCUCAUAGUCUAUAGCUAAUAUACAUACAAUGUAUCUAAGUCAGAGUUAUGUCGGGAAAUUAUUUUUCUGUAAUCGAUUACAAUUUACACCCUUCUUAUCUUUUAGAUUAAUUAGCACUGCUACUUUUUAUCACCUUCUUCAAAAGAUGAAAUAAAUUAUAGUAUA
Molecule: messenger RNA, 1677 nt
Organism: Zea mays
Lineage: Eukaryota; Viridiplantae; Streptophyta; Magnoliopsida; Poales; Poaceae
Product: lysine histidine transporter 2
Exons: 3
Coding region: 86-1426 (446 amino acids)
Source: RefSeq, a predicted model, not a curated record